AUGGGCGACAAGAGAAUGGUUCACAGAGGUACUGGAAUGGAGGGUGGACACCCCCAGAAGUCUCCCUUUGAGAAGUCGAUUCGCAAUCUGGAAUCGAAAGUGCUUGCCUUAGAAGGCAAAAGUGAAAGUGCAAAGUGCAGUGACAGUGCCCCUUGUGUUGUGGAGGGUGCGUCAGAUCGGCCCCAUUUCGCCUCUAGGCCUGUACCUCUGCAGGACUUCCAGGUUUCAGGGAGAGGGCAUGUCGAAAGCCGAAGGAGGGUUAUGGGGAACCCCCACCGAUCUGACGUGCCUUUGGCAGUUUCUGUAGACGCUACCCAGACUGCCAAGGAGCGUGCGCAUGCACGCCUCCUCAAGGAGUGCUUUUCGUCAUCCGAGGCUUCCUCCCCGCGGAAGGGGUGGAGUUCUCAGUCAGAUUCACGCCCGUUGAAAAGGAGCGUUUGUGAACGGGACGCUUCACGUCCUGGGAUUUCUCCCGAUCGACGAUCUUCGCCUGAUAGUGCCUUCGCGGCCUUCCCGCCGCAGAAGAGGAGUAGGGCGUCAUCAGAGGAUGACUCCUUCGAGCGCCCCAGUCACUCCAGAGUUCGCUCAGUGGCAGUUCCUGUGAGAAGGAAGAAGGCGUCCCCUCGCCCCUCGCCUUCUCAUAGGAUCAGCCCCUCUCCUGUUAGGGAGUCUUCUCCUACUGAGAAGAUUCUUUGCUCCUUACAGCAACAACUUGCUUGUGUGAUUUCUCAGAGAAAGACGCAACCACGUCAUCGGAGGAAGGAUGACAGGCUGCCCGUCAAGAGAUCUAGACAGUCUCCCUCUCUGUCUCCUCGUUCGUCUCUUUCACCUGUAUCGUCGCCUUCUAGAGUUCGUGAGGCUCCCCAGCGGCUUUCUAGAGGUCGCGAAGAUGUUGUUUCUCGCUCUUCGCGUAAGCGUUCAGGUUUAAGACUCGGACCUGAAGGUCUUGUACCUUCUCUUGUUCCUCCUACUUCACCUGUAUCUGAAGAUGAGGUGAGCGGGGCUUCAGAAGAAGCUGAUGAUGAUCAACCACUUGCGCCUGUCUCUUCGGAUUACCAGGUCUUGACCCGCCUUCUUCAAUCUUCAUUCGGAGACACCUUUCAACCUGCAGCUCCUCGCUCUCCCCCCUCUCAGCUUUUGUCUUCAAAAGUCAACAAGGCUUCGGGGUUUGUUCGUAUGAAGAAGUCCCUUUCGACUAAAAGAGCCUUUCGCAAAGUCCAUGAUUGGAUGGAGCGAAGGAAGGCUCAAGGCAAGACCUCUUUUGCUCUUCCGCCGUCUAGACUUAGCGGGAAAGCAGGGAUGUGGUACGAGACAGGCGAGGACGUCGGUCUCAGACUUCCCUCUUCUGCGCAAGGAGACUUUGCAAGUUUAGUGGAUGCCUCGAGGAGGUCCCUCCUUGCUUCAUCCAAGGUGACAUGGUCGACGACGGAGAUGGACUAUCACCUUAAAGGCCUCUUUCGUUUGUUAGAGGUCUUUAACUUUUUGGAUUGGUGUCUUGGAGUUCUGGAUACCAAGUCACGGAGUCCCGAUUCGAUUAGCCUGGGGGAGCUGUCCAGUGUCAUGUCGUGUAUUGACAAGGCCGUCAGGGAUGGUUCGGAGGAGCUGGCUGCGCAUUUUUGCACAGGACUCUUGAAGAAGAGAUCCCAUUUUGCAACUUCACUGUAA
Messenger RNA from Macrobrachium nipponense, 1665 nucleotides. RefSeq names its product serine/arginine repetitive matrix protein 1-like. The transcript is spliced from 3 exons. Bases 1 to 1665 code for a protein of 554 amino acids. The record is from RefSeq and is a predicted model, not a curated record. NCBI's taxonomy places the organism in Eukaryota, Metazoa, Arthropoda, Malacostraca, Decapoda, Palaemonidae.